UCACUCAUCUAUACUCCCUACAUGGCUGACACAACAACAAAGUACUCUAUACAACAGACACUCAACUUUAUUUAAAUGAUAUUCGACUUUGGAUCUGUGUACUACAUGUAUGGGGUAAAAAAAUAAAAGCUUAAAUAAUGAAGAGGAGAAAUGUGGAUUGUGCUAAGCUUCGUAGACCGUUAAAACGGACCAAAAUUGGUGAAGGAUUAUACGGAAGCACCUUUGUGUACAUCAAGUUUCUCCUGGUAUGGCUGCUUGUAUUGGCGGCAGAUUUCCUUCUGGAGUUCCGCUUUGAAUACUUGUGGCCUUUUUGGCUGCUUCUGCGUAGUGUCUACGACUCUUUCCGCUAUCAGGGUCUGGCAUUCUCCGUGUUGUUUGUGUGCAUGGCACUAACAUCUGACAUGAUCUGCCUCCUCUUCAUCCCGGUGAAUUGGCUUUUCUUCGCCGCUUCCACCUACGUCUGGGUCCAGUUUGUCUGGCACACAGAACGUGGCGUGUGUAUGCCCACGGUAAUAUUGUGGGCACUCUUCAUCUACAUUGAGGCACUUGUGCGCCUCAAAGAUAUAAAAAAUGUUCCCUUCCACUUAGAUUUGUGCAGACCCUUUGCUGCACAUUGUAUUGGGUACCCAGUAGUAACUUUAGGGUUCGGCUUAAAAAGUUAUGUUGGGUACAGAUUGAGACAGAGAAAGCAGCGUGAAGUUGCAAAAGAAAAUGAAUUUUAUUUGCAACUACUCCAAGAGGCAUUGCCACCAGAGUUGCAAGUCACAUCUAGUCCUGAUAAAUGUGUGAAGGAGAAGAGUGAAGAUCUCAGUAUCAGUAGUGAGGUGGAAGUUACUGCGGCCUCCAUCAACCACACAGGAGGAAACUGCAGUCUUAUUAGCAGUUGCAGUAGUAGUAGUAGUAGCAGCAGUAGCAGUAGCAGUAGUAGCAGCAGCAGUAGUAGUAGUAGUAGUAGCAACAGCAGUAGUAGUGGAGGAGGAAGUGGUGGUGGGGGAGGGGGUGGAAGUGUUGUGGGAGGGAGUGGGGGUGGUUGUGUUGGUAGUAGCAGAGGAAGUAGAGCGCUGCGGGUUGAAACGAAGUUGCCCGAGCAAAACCAUCCUGGUGAGGAUAGUCCCCCGCCACCUAUACACCGGCCAGAUAAAAAUCGCCUUCCUAAUGGCACCAUUCAUGCCGAGCUUGAAUAUAUGCAGAAAAAAGGGUGGUCCAAGUCUGUGAACGACUAUGACGAAAGUGAAGCGGAGAAAGAUAAGAGUGCGAAGACUAAUUCCGGAGGAAGCACUCCGUGUGGUGGCUCUUCUUCCACUCAAACCUCUGGCCUCAAUGGCAGUCUAGAAGCUGAAAAGAAGCGUGUUAAUGCUUCAGUUCAGAGUAAUGGAUCAGCCAAGAUUCCAGGAUCCCAUACAAACAAUUUGCGGGACUCUGGCUCAGGGGGCGGUGGACCUGUUUCCAGAGAUAAGAAAAACAAAAAUAAAGAAAGCAACAAAGACAGUACUCAUGGGCCCAAGGAGGAGACUGUCAACAUUAUUCGGCUUGAAGCUGACAUCAAGAGGUUAAAGGCAGACCUGCAAGCAUCGAGGCAAACAGAGCAGGAGCUACGCAAUCAGAUAAAUACACUCAUUUCAAGUGAUAAAAUUACGAGGCAGGAGAUGAACCAGCUUCAGCAAGAUAAUGACAACUUGCAAAAUAAACUUCAUGGGCUGGUAACUGCGCGACAAAAUGAUAGAUCAACAAUUAGUGGGCUUGAACGUCGACUUCAGGAAGAACGGCGUGCUCGCACUGCUGCUGAGAAUCAAGUAUCGCAGCUAGAACGGCGACAAAAGAAAGUUGAAGAGCAAGCUCAGGCUAGAGCACAUGCUUUAGCAACUGCCAAAAGCGAAUGCAGUGAAUCAUGCCGCAGUCGUCGUAAUGAACUUGAGGCAGAACUAAAGCGUUUGCGACGUGAUCAUCGUCUUUCAGAAGACCGUGUUCGAAAUGCGGAGCGGGAGAAUAUGACCUUACGGCAGUACAAGGAUAACCAAAAUGACACAGAGGUGCUCAUGUCUGCACUCUCUGCCAUGCAGGACAAGAAUACGCACUUAGAGACAUCUCUGUCUGCAGAAACAAGAGUAAAGUUGGACCUUUUCUCGGCUCUGGGGGAAGCAAAACGUCAGUUGGAAAUUUCACAAGGAAUGGUGUCUUCCAAAGACAAGGAAAUUGAAGACCUGAAGGCCAAGAUCACAGAGGUGUUAGCAGUGUGUCCCCCAACUAGCUUCCACAAUGCCUCUCUGGACUCGACUCCCAUUCAUUACACUUCAAAGCUUUUACCACAGGUGACAACUUCUGGUAUGGAACCCACUGCUUCCCUGGUGAUGGUUGAUGGGUUGAUGGAGACAUCACUGGACUCUCUGUGUGGACUUGGCUUUGCUCCUGCUGCACACACCCGUCCCCACACUGUUUCUCCACCCGUCCCCAUCUCCCCGCCUGUCCCCAUCUCCCCGCCUGCGCCCAUCUCUCCACCCGCUCCAAAAAACCCACAACACUCCACAUUGGAUCCCAACGCCCGGGUCUACACCCCCAAGGGCACUGUGACAUCUGAGGCUUAAAGUCAAGAGCCAAGGAAUGGCAAGACCAAAGCUGAAUGGUUUUAGGCAGAAUUUUAUUUGUUUCCAUAUUUGUUUAGGCUGAUAUUCUGGGUGUGAACACAAAUAGAGCAAAGUAUUUUCAGGUGUGGCUUUUAUAAUUUUUGUUUUUCUUAAAAUUGACCAUUUUUGCUGUGUCUGAAACCUGCUAAUGAGUAGGUGGUUGAACAUUGUCUACUGAUCAGCCAUUGAGUGUAUGAUCUAGAGUAAUUGUUUAUCAGGAUCCAACUAAUCUCUUGAAUCUAAAAGGAAUAAUAUUUUAAAAUCCUGUUAUCAAUAUAUUGUGUAUUGAAAUUUAAGAAGGACAUUAAUUUGUUUCUUUGGAAAUAAAUUAUUCAAUAGUUUUCGUGACAUAAUAUUUGUUAUUUUCUUUCGUGCAUUUUACAUCUUAUCCUCCUUGUUCAUUUAUAUUGGCUCUUAUUAUCCAGUUUCUCAUGCAAGUUAUACAAUACCACUGUGACGUGCUGGCCAAGAACACUCUGUUGCAUGCUGUAUGAGAACAUUAUGCGUUGUGUUCUACAUGAGAACAUCAUGUGUGGUGUUCUACAUGAGAACACCAUGUGUGGUGUGCUACAUGAGAACACCAUGUGUGGUGUGCUAUAUGAGAACACCAUGUGUGGUGUUCUACAUGAGAACACCAUGUGUGAUGUGCUACAUGAGAACACCAUGUGUGGUGUGCUACAUGAGAACACCAUGUGUGGUGUGCUACAUGAGAACACCAUGUGUGGUGUUCUACAUGAGAACCCCAUGUGUUAUGUGCUACAUGAGAACACUGUGUGUGGUGUGCUAUAUGAGAACACCAUGUGUGGUGUGCUACAUGAGAACACCAUGUGUGGUGUGCUAUAUGAGAACACCAUGUGUGGUGUGCUACAUGAGAACACCGUGUGUGGUGUGCUACAUGUGAACACCAUGUGUGGUGUGCUAUAUGAGAACACCAUGUGUGGUGUGCUACAUGAGAACACCAUGUGUGGUGUGCUACAUGAGAACACCAUGUGUGGUGUGCUAUAUGAGAACACCAUGUGUGGUGUGCUACAUGAGAACACCAUGUGUGGUGUGCUACAUGAGAACACAAUGUGUGGUGUGCUAUAUGAGAACACCAUGUGUGGUGUGCUAUAUGAGAACACCAUGUGUGGUGUGCUAUAUGAGAACACCGUGUGUGAUGCACGAGGACACCGCAUGUUUAUGUUAGAAAAGUCAUUUAUAUAAUAAAGAUAGUGGCAAGCUAUCUUAAAGGUGUGUAUUAACACAGGUAAAGAGUUAUAAUUAUAAGUUUUCAAGUACUUGUUUUCCUAGCCAUUAUUUACAACUCCUUGGUUAAGUUACAUAAAUUAGACACAGCAAGUGAAUGGCAAUGUAGCUGAAAUACCUUCUCGGCCCCUUGACAAUUUUCACGCUAACUUUAUAGGAUUAUCCUGUCAAGCAAAUUUGAAAUAAUUGUUCAUGUUAAAAUGUUGACAUAAGUAUGAAGCGGGAAGUGCUAGAAAGUAUGCUGGCCUGUUUUGCAACUUUGGUUACACUUAUUGUCACAUAUGUGACCAUGGGUGUGUGUGCCUGCACUCGAGUCUGUUUGUCAUGAUUAUGAGUGGGUGAUUGUGUGUGUACAUCAUGCUGUGUGUGUACGUGUGUGUGUAUCAGUAAUUGUCUUGCGAAUGUCUCGCUCUUGGGUUGGCAGCAUCAAUACUCGGUUUUAAUUUUUGUUCUCAGUACUGUAUAUAAUUACCCAGAUCAUACCAGUUAAAUACUGUAUAACUAAAACAUUACUUGAGGCAAAUUAUUUUGUUUAGGUAUUAUAAGGAAAAUGUCAAGUUUAUUAUUUUUCAUUGGGUGGGGUAGAGAACUAUUGGAAAGUUUCAGUGGAUUUCUAUAUGUUAUUUAAAGUGUGUAUAUUUUUAUUAUUUUGAAACUUAUUAAAUUUAUCAGACAACUGAUUUACCUUGUUCUCAAACAGUUGGCAUUUGUAAUAAUAAUGGAUAAUUCUAUAUGAUUUGCACUGUAAUCAUUAUUUAUAAAUUCUUCCAAAAUGAUCUCAUAUGCUUAGCAGAUUACAACAUCCUUAAAUUCUGUUUUUCCUAAUGUAUCUUUGAUGAUAAUUUCAUCAGUUUUAAGGUUACUUUGUUUUUGAAGAGAUCAAUAGGUGAUCAGAGUUGUCAUAAUCGGGUUAAGGUUACGUUAGUGUUUACUACUUGAAAUUCUGCAUUGGUAAAUAUCUUCUUUACAGACCAAUAAUAAUAUAGGAAUUAUUACCAACAUGUCCUGGAUAACCAAGAGAAAAUUUGAUCCUGUAAAGUAUUAUAAUGCAUAUGUUGUAUGUUGGAGUUGACAUAAAUUACAGAGCAUCAUACUUGAGAGGAAAGUGUAUUAGGCUUCACCCUCAGAACCCACCACAGUACAUGCUCCUAGCAUUAUUCCAUUAUGUACACAAAUAAUCUUAUAAGCUUCUUUUUUGUAUUAACAGAAGCGCUCCCCCCCCCCUCCUCCCAUCUCCACAAUGCUAAGGCGUUAGCCUUUGAAAUUCUUGUACUGUAAUUUAAUCUUCCUGUUCAGUGUUGAUGGUCAGUCAUAUACACCUGCCUGAUUUCCUCCUGCAAUUGACCUGGUGAUUUCAAAUUAAAAGUAUUUUGUAUUGUGUAAAUAGUAAUUUUUAUUUAUGAUAGAGUAAGUGCCAUAAGUACAAAUUGUUAUAGUUCCUUCUUUUAGGAAAAACAUUUCCCUUAUCUCGGGUGACAAGAAUGAUUUUUUUUCUGUGAACAAGUGAACAUGCCAUUCUUUUCAGUUUUCUAUCUUUUUCAAGAUAUAAUGCUACUUAAUCAGAGCAUAGUCAUAUUCUCAUGUUUUCAAAUUUAUUGUUGAUUUCUGCCUUCUCAACAUGUAGAAUGAAAAUAAGGCUUAAUUUAUUAGGGUACUGCAAAAAGAUGAACCACAGCUAAUAUUAAUUUAAGGUAUGCAAAUAACUAAGAGUGCACUUGAGUAAUGAAAGUGGAAAUGGGUACAAAAAGUAAAAGUAAGAAGACAUGGAUAGAUUUAGUGAGGGAUUAUUGACGAGAAGACACAGUACACUUAAGAACAUCCAGAGGUCUUAAUGUUUGUAGACAGCUUUACACAAGCCAGCUUGCUCUAUAAUGCAUAAGAGCCUACAUGGUAUAGAUAUAGCUUCAGAAGGAUUACUGAGCAAAUUACUGUACGUGGAUUUGGUACACUUCCAAUUUAGGAGUUUGUUAAAUAACAGCAGCAGUAAUUUAAUAAUCUAAAUGUUUUGACAAGUGCAUUGCCCAUGUACUUGGGUGGUUCAUUAAGUGAAAUGUUAUUUAAUGAAGGUAAACAUAGCCAUAGCAUAUCUGGCCAAGUAGGAAUUAUUGAAUUUAAUAAUGAAAACCAUUUGGGUAUUACUGCAUUAAAAUAUUACAUUUGUAUAAAUUCUUAUAAUAGUUUACAUGAAUGUUAAUUGCUUGAAUAAUAAGCAUUUUGUGACCAUAUGGUGACUAAAUGGAAUUCUGGUGUUGCAGCACAAUACACUGGUUUUGAAUACAGUAGCAUUUGACACACAGCUGAGCAAACCCCAAUGUGUGAACAGUGCACGUCUCGUGAUCUCCAGAGGGAGGAAACAUUACUUGGUUUGCCAGGAUGUAAGUGACUGGCAGGUUUUAGGUCUGUAAACAACAAUUUGAUUGCUUGUUAGUAGCAAAUUCAGAUAAGUAGCAAGAUAGUUAUUUUUUAAUGCAGACUCAGUUUUAUUUGUUGAUUUUAUGAGGUCAGAACUGGUCUACAAUCAUUUAUAUACAGUACUGUAUUGCCAUGCAUGGUUAUACAACACGUAGAUUUUUUUCUUUAUACUUUUAACUUUCAUUGUGUAAUGUGUUGUUAAUUAAAAACAUAGACUGCUUUAAUAACAUUACUAAGAAAAUGGUUAUCCAGAAAAAAAUAGGCUUGUUUUUAUGAAAGAAUUUCUUUGCAUUGUAUGUACCUGUACAUUUUUUUCACAUCAUGUAAAAUUAGUUUCGAGAGUUUCUUUUGUUAAGUUACACUGAUAAACAAACCUCACAUUGAUGCUCUGUAUGUGUAAACUUUAAAUUGAUUAAGCUGUUGCCAUUUCAUCAUUCACUUUAAUAACUCUGGCACAUCAGAAGCUCUUGACAUAUGAUAAAUCUCAUGAAGAUUCAGAGCCAAUGUUUAAAAGAAAUGGAGGGAAAGAAUAUGUAAGUGAUAGCAGCAGACACAGCACAAAACUGGUCUUGCUCUCAGAAAGUCUACAUUUCAGCUCCUUUCCAUUCUAAGGGUGCAUAAUAGUCGAGUGUUUAUUAGUGAGGUAAUCCUGUCAAACAUGCUCAGUGAGGGGUUACAAAAUGGAAUGAAUGACCUCAGAUAUGUGGUUUGGUAAACAGCCGUCGAUAGAUAGUAGGACAGUGGCCGGAAUUCUUACACACCUCUUGAGCGAUCAUUACAACAGUAGUCAGUCAUGCAAGUAAUAGACAGCACCAUAAAACAAGUGUGGUCAUCAUGUUGAGUUGGUUUGAAGAAAAUGUUGUAGGUCUCAAGCAGUGACUUAAGAGUUGUGGGCAGUGUGUUUGCUGUAUAACUUAAUGUCCCUAUUAACUGUUAAUUACCCAGGUUAGUAACCCAAAACAUGGAUUGGUGUCUGUGUGUAACAUAGCUUUAUGUUUAGGGCAGAUUCUCUUCUCUGCCCAUCUUUACUAUGGACUUAUUUAAUUCUUCCUCUUCAGUGUUGGAAAUAAUGAUGGGAAGAGAAUUAUUUUUAUUCCAAUGUGUCCUCUUCAUGGAAAACUCUGCCUGUUUCAUAGAAAUUGAUAUUUUUGUAUGUAAUUCCAUGAAGUCUCACUCUGCCAAGAUAGACUGCAGGGUGCAACAUUAUCAUUAAUUUAUAUUUUUUCUAAAACAAAUUUUCAGGAAUAUUGUUUUGUUACAUAAAUGUUUUUGGAAACAAAUUAUCACUGCAUAAUACUUCAUUGCAAAUAGUCUGUCCUGUUUUACUUUUCUUAUUAUUUGUCAUUUCGAAUGAACCAAAGGCACAAAAUGUUUCUCUUUGUGAUAUUAACAAUGUUGUGAUAUUUUCAAGUUGUGUUCCAAACUCACUCAAGAAAAAGAAUAUUAUGCUUUUGUGACAUUCAUAUUUGGCAUUGUUGAACCUUGGCCAAGACCAUGGGAAGAAAACCAAAAACAAUAUGGGCCCCUCACUGAACCUAGAAUACUGUAGUAUAUAACAAGCAGAGAUGGGAAGCACAGUGUCAUGAGAGCUGGAUACCGUUUGAUAAAAGUAACGUAGUCAAUAUUUAGCACACAUUUUCAUUGAGAACGUAAUACUGAAGAACAAAUGACCUACCUUGCUCCUCAUGCUAAGACACUUGUUGGCUAGGCCAGAGAUAACCCUGUGUAAGAUCACCUUUUUGUUGUUUUUUGCAUUCAGACAAUAGUUUAUUACAGUACUACAAAAUACUUGAGGAUGUUAGGCAACCACUUUGGCUACAAUCUGAAUGUUGUCCCAAUGUAGCUAUUUUUUAUGUUUAUUACAUGCAAUAAUGAAAGAGCAACAUAAUACCUUUUAUUGAUUAUCUAUAUAAUUUGUUAUUAAAGUCAGAAAUUUCUAACUAGAAAAAUGUGAGCCUGAUUCAAGAUUACUUAUUUUUGUGGCUACACAUAAAUGUCAUACCCGGAAGCUAGUCUCUCAGUGACUCAGCGAGUGUGCUUCCCUCUCUUCCCUUGUGCAUUUUGAGUGUCACAUUGUUUUGCCUCUGUUUCUGCUUUACUAGUAUUGAAAUAGUUUACCAUUUGAUCUUGAAUUGUAUCAUUACAAAAGUCAACAAUGUGACUGAUACUGAUAAUUGUGCUGCCAGUUGCAGUACCUGGUGGCUGGGAAUGUGAACUCAGCAAGCCAGAGGUUGUACAAUGUACUAUGAGUCAAGGAAACCUCACCACUGUAAACUCAGACAACUCUGUACAAUGAAACUUUAUUAUUUUUGUACUUACAAGUCCUAGUGAAGCGCGGUACUUAAAAAGUGUACUUGGUCGGUUGACUUGGCUUCCAGGCACUGCAUCUUGCACCAUUGAUGUAAGUCUGAAUGUUGUGUUUCAUUUUGCCAUAUGUGUUGUGAACCAAGAUAGUGGGUGCAGCCCAAGCCGCUGACCAGUGAAGCGGCACAGAGCCAUCUCGAGUCCAGCUGUCCUACAGGGAGGAUUUUGGUCCACUCUUUCAGAUUACAAGUCCAACCAGCCAUAUAGCUUAUUCCACUACCCCCAGACCAAUAGGCCAGCAGUCUGUCACCCAGGGUAGCAGUGUGAUCCAGAUGACGGCUGUGGCAUGGGACAGUCAGUGCUGAUAGCUCAUUUAUUUUGUCAAGAUAUAUCCAGAAGAAAACACAGCCCUUUUUUGGAUGUGUUAAUAGCCCAGAUGACAGAAAAGAAAGCUCUCGGUGGUCUAACUUCAGUGAAAUGUGAAGGUACUAACUUUUUCAGGCAAUUUCUUUUAAUUUUAUUGCUGAUGCAAAAGAAAGCAAAAGUUGGGUCAGUCUAAUUCAGUUUUGCAUGAGAGAAAAUGGACACAUUAACAUCUUGAUAAGCAAAGACGACACUGAAGCAGCGGCCACUCUGAGCUCAACUCCUCAACGUCACAGACACUUAUUACAUUCACCAACAAGGGUGGAGUGAUUGGUGUAGGACAUGGGGCCCAGUUCUCGGUCACAAUGGACCCAGUGAGAGGUCCUCGAGCUCUCUAGCAUUCAUGUUAAGUCCUAAUAAAUAAAUGGACCCAAAAGGGCCAUUAUUCCGCUUA
Molecule: messenger RNA, 9399 nt
Organism: Procambarus clarkii (red swamp crayfish)
Lineage: Eukaryota; Metazoa; Arthropoda; Malacostraca; Decapoda; Cambaridae
Product: macoilin
Biological process (GO): neuronal signal transduction
Cellular component (GO): rough endoplasmic reticulum membrane
Source: RefSeq, a predicted model, not a curated record